Molecule: messenger RNA, 1554 nt
Organism: Thermothielavioides terrestris NRRL 8126
Lineage: Eukaryota; Fungi; Ascomycota; Sordariomycetes; Sordariales; Chaetomiaceae
Exons: 6
Coding region: 84-935 (283 amino acids)
Biological process (GO): monoatomic anion transmembrane transport
Cellular component (GO): mitochondrial outer membrane
Molecular function (GO): voltage-gated monoatomic anion channel activity
Source: RefSeq, a predicted model, not a curated record
GGUCUGUCCAUUUACAACCAUCUUCCACCACAACAACCACAUCUAUUCCUCUCAGCGCAUCGAUCCCCCGCGCCACCGCCAACAUGUCUGUCCCGGCUUUCUCGGAUAUCGCCAAGGCGGCGAAUGACCUCCUCAACAAGGACUUCUACCACCUCUCCGCCGGCACCCUCGAGGUCAAGAGCAACACCCCGAACAACGUUGCCUUCAAGGUCACUGGCAAGAGCGGCCACGACAGCGUUACCAGCGGCACGAUCGAGGGGAAAUACACUGACAAGCCCAAUGGCUUGACCCUCACGCAGACGUGGAACACGGCCAACAUGCUCGAGACCAAGAUCGAGUUUGCGGACAACCUGGCCAAGGGCCUCAAGGCCGAGGGUAUCUUCAGCUUCCUCCCGGCCACCCAGGCCCGCGGCGCCAAGUUCAACCUGCACUUCAAGCAGAGCAACUUCCACGGCCGCGCCUUCUUCGACCUGCUCAAGGGCCCCACCGCCAGCAUCGACGCCAUUGUCGGCCACGAGGGCUUCCUCGCCGGCGCCUCGGCCGGCUACGACGUCCAGAAGGCCAAGGUCACUGGCUACAGCGCCGCCAUCGGCUACCAGGCCCCGACCUACAGCGCCGCCAUCACGGCGACCGACAACCUGAGCGUCUUCUCCGCCAGCUACUACCACAAGGUCAACAGCCAGGUCGAGGCCGGCUCCAAGGCCACCUGGAACUCCAAGAGCGGCAACACGGUCGGCCUCGAGGUCGCCGCCAAGUACCGCCUGGACCCCGUCUCCUUCGUCAAGGCCAAGAUCAACGACCGCGGUGUCGCUGCCGUCGCCUACAACGUCCUCCUCCGCGAGGGAGUCACCCUCGGCGUCGGCGCUUCGUUCGACACCCAGAAGCUCGACCAGGCCACCCACAAGGUCGGCACCAGCUUCACCUUCGAGUCGUAAGACGCUGGCGCCCAGUAAUGGGGUGUCGGGGUUCGGGCGACGGAGUGGAGCUCGUGAUGCAGGGUCGGCGACCGCAUGGACACGGGACAAGCGCUCGGUAGCAGAAGACAUGCUGCACUGUACAGUAGACUCCCCCAAGGCAGCUGUAAAUGCUAAUUGCUCGCGAUUGUGUCUGUAUAACCGACGUGACCAUCCAUUGACCCCACACCGAGCCGGCUGUUGCGCCCGAAAAAAAAGAUGGUACCAAACUAUUGUGUUGUCUGUGAUCUGACGUUCUUUGCCUUCUGACGCUCUUUCUCCCUCUCCCUCUCCCUCUCCCUUUCCCUCUCCCUCUCCACAGCCCGAGCAUGCCCCCCGCCACCAGGACCUACCACCCUGGCACCCCAAAACCCCGACGCCAGAAACGGCACGAUGACGACGACCGCCAGGAUGGCGGCCACCGCGAAGAAGCUCAUGUUGGUCGCCGACUCCGGCUGGUCCAGGUCCACGCCCAUCUGCUGCGCCCGCCGCUGCGCCCGCCGCUCGUCCCCGCGCCGCUGCGCCCGCUCGUGCGCCUCCCGGUCGAAGUGCGGCACCUCCCCCUGGUGCCCGAACGGGUCCUGCCCGGGGCCCAUCCCGC